Molecule: messenger RNA, 1822 nt
Organism: Pygocentrus nattereri (red-bellied piranha)
Lineage: Eukaryota; Metazoa; Chordata; Actinopteri; Characiformes; Serrasalmidae
Exons: 5
Coding region: 225-1724 (499 amino acids)
Source: RefSeq, a predicted model, not a curated record
GAUCCCUCGUUCAUAAUCUCACCUGGACCAGAAAGCAGGUGCUCUAAUACUCACACUCUCACACUCAAACCCCGGAUUUAUCUGCUUACACCGCAGUAAAGGUACUGAAUAAUUUGCCUUACGAUUUGGUCACAAAUUCCGAUGGACAAACCAGAAAUGCACCCCGGAGAAUAAGAGUUCAAGGACCAGAGUUCAUGACGAUGCCGAAGCACGAUUAAUUUGCAAUGCCAAAAAGUGACACGUGGCCGGGUGGCAUUGCCACGGAGACAGUGGGAGAGAUGGACAGUGCUGAGAGCUGUGACAGUGUGGUCAGCAUCAACUCUUGUUUUAGUGAUGACAGCCUGCAGUAUCUCUCUGCAGAAGAGAAGGCUUGUCUCAUGUUCUUGGAGGAGACCAUUGAGUCUCUAGACACUGAGGAUGACAGUGGUCUGUCCAAUGAUGAAGCUGAAAGUCUUCCUGUCCCUGGAAAUGUGGCCAUCAAAACAGCUCAUCUUUCUACUUCCAUGAACCAGAACAAGCCUAAAGAUGUCCCAAAGCAUUACAUUGAUGAUCCUCGGAUGUUUGGCAGCUCAGAGCACAACCAAAUCCUGAAUUACUUGGUUCCGACUCCUUUUGUUCUGGCAAACAACAAUGCUCAUAUCCCUCCCAAAUCAGCCGAUUCCAAAGAGAAACUGCCAUCCAAAGAAGUGAUCUCUCACAAAAGUGACAGGGAUGGUCCUCGUGUUCCAUCAGAGGUGAAUGUAAUCGUGAUUCCUCCUCCAGUCAUGGUCAAAAGCAGCAACGAGAGAGAUCGAGGACUGCAGAAUGACCAGUCCCCUCGGGGGCCUCUGACCUAUGAGGGUCUGGUGCAGCUGCGUAAGAAGGUAGCCUUGAGAAGAAACCUUGAAGACGAGAAACGGCCUUCGACACAUUCCAACAAUGGAACCAAAGUGUUCUCUCAGAACAUCCAACCAAGAGAAAACCAGGGCAGUAAGAACAAUCCUCCAGCCGUGGCCCCCAAACCCAAAAAGAUACCCUCUCACAUAGCUGUUCUGAAUCACAAGGGAACCACUGCUUCUACUGCAGACUCUACUAUGCAUUGUUUAUCUACCUCUCCUGGAAGUAGAGGUCUGAUGAAACCAGAGAAAGUGAGACUGGAUGCUUUAUCUAAACUGGGUCUCCUGAAGGAAUCUGAUUCAAAACCUUCUACCAUAGGCCACCACUCUGAAGGUCUACAGCCUUCCUCUGGUUCAGUUCCAGGCUUGUCCCAGACCAGGCCACUUCCUCCUUGUGAGGCUGUAAGGAACCAAGAAUCGAGGAACCAACCAAGCCAAGCCAGGAGCGUUCUCCACCAUCGUUCCAUGACUGACCUAGCUACAGUUCCUCCUCAACUGCAUCAUGUCAAGCUUGCGGGGGGUAAAGCUGCCACCCUGGAGAGGUCUGGGAUGGGUUGGGGUAGCAGCAUGUCCAGCUAUGAGAUUUCAGAGUGUCAAAGCUCAGCAGCUUCUCAGAACCACCUACGAUGUUCCUCCACAGUGGUCAGCACUAGCAACCUUGGAAACAUCCAGACAGGCAGAACCACUGUGUCUACUGACAAAGCCCAAGCAGCAUCAGGACAAUCGUCCACUGUCCCUCCAGUACCCCACAAACCGUUACAUGCUCUAGGCCUAAAUGUUCUGGUGGUUCCCAACAUGGGAGAGGAUCGGAGAGAGGCUCUAAGAAAGCUCGGACUGCUCAAGAACUGAAUAUUUGUAACUCGUUGCAGCGCUGAAUGGAAGAAUUCUUGUUUUGACCAUUGCCCAGUUUCUUUUUCACAAUACAGAUGUUCCAGAAUUGAUUAACA